Myodes glareolus (Bank vole) is the source of this 675-nucleotide messenger RNA. It is a transcript of the gene Ndufb9, whose product is annotated as NADH:ubiquinone oxidoreductase subunit B9. Gene Ontology annotation, cellular component: respiratory chain complex I. The record is from RefSeq and is a predicted model, not a curated record. Gene Ontology annotation, biological process: mitochondrial electron transport, NADH to ubiquinone. Lineage: Eukaryota; Metazoa; Chordata; Mammalia; Rodentia; Cricetidae.
CGCCCCCUUCCGGGUACCCGGCAGCCCCCGCGGCGGCUGCUGAAGGUGAGCCGGGCACUAUGGCGUUCUGCGCUGCCCCGGCCUACCUGACGCACCAGCAGAAGGUGCUGCGGCUAUACAAGCGCGCGCUGCGCCACCUCGAGUCGUGGUGUAUCCACAGGGACAAAUACCGGUACUUUGCUUGUUUGUUGAGAGCCCGGUUUGAAGAACAUAGGAAUGAGAAGGAUAUGAUGAAGGCCACCCAGCUGCUGAGGGAGGCGGAAGAAGAAUUCUGGCAGAACCAGCACCCUCAGCCGUACAUCUUCCCUGAGUCUCCCGGGGGCACCUCCUACGAGAGAUACGAAUGCUACAAGGUUCCGGAAUGGUGCUUAGACUACUGGCAUCCCUCUGAGAAAGCAAUGUAUCCUGAUUACUUUUCUAAGAGAGAGCAGUGGAAGAAGCUGAGGAUGGAAAGCUGGGAUCGGGAGGUUAAGCAGCUGCAGAAGGAGGCAUCACCUGAUGGUGUUAUGACUGAAGCUUUGCCUCCUGCCAGAAAGGAAGGUGACUUGCCCCCACUGUGGUGGCAUAUUGUGACCAGACCUCGAGAUCGGCCUAUGUAGAUACAGAUGCUUGCAAGUGGAAGAAGCUAGAGAACAUGUUCACACUUGCCCUAAUAAAACAACUAACAUGCUUGGC